AUGGCACCUACGGCGGUAGUCUCGGGCGCAAACAGCGGCAUCGCGAACGCCUUCGUGACGGUACUUUUGCAGGAGGGCUACAAUGUCUUCGCGGUAGACCGAAAUCAGGGAGAUGCGUUGCAUUCGCUUGAGAAGGCAGGCGCACACACCUCCGUCCUCGAUGUGACUUCACAGGAGUCCAUCACCGCCUUCAAGACUUCCCAACUCAAGGACGAGCCACUUGACUUACUCUUGAACAUUGCCGGCGUGGCUUCCGGAAGUGAGGUCGACUCACUCGAGAAGAGCACCCUCGACAUCUUCGAAAAGACCUUCGCGGUCAACACCUAUGGUCCCUUCUUCCUCACCCAGGCGCUGCUGCCGAAUCUACAAGCUGCUUCCAAAGCCAAGAUCGGCAUUGUAUCGUCGAGAGUUGGCUCAAUUGGCGACAACAGCAGUGGCGGGCAUUACGCCUAUCGAUCUUCGAAGGCAGCCGUCAACAGCAUCGGCAAGUCUCUCGCCAUGAAUCUGAAAGACCAGGGCAUUACAGUCUUGUUGCUACACCCCGGAUAUGUGCAGAGCAACCUGCUGCCCAAUGCAAAGAUGCCACCUGAUACGGUUCAGCCCAAAGAGGCGGCCGAGAAGCUCUGGCGCAAUGUUGUCAAGGUCAAAGACAUUGAGCAGACGGGCACUUUCUGGCACAGGGAGGGCUUUGAACUGCCUUGGUGA
Molecule: messenger RNA, 705 nt
Organism: Cyphellophora attinorum
Lineage: Eukaryota; Fungi; Ascomycota; Eurotiomycetes; Chaetothyriales; Cyphellophoraceae
Product: C-factor
Exons: 3
Coding region: 1-705 (234 amino acids)
Molecular function (GO): oxidoreductase activity, acting on the CH-OH group of donors, NAD or NADP as acceptor
Source: RefSeq, a predicted model, not a curated record